Molecule: messenger RNA, 1358 nt
Organism: Gaeumannomyces tritici R3-111a-1
Lineage: Eukaryota; Fungi; Ascomycota; Sordariomycetes; Magnaporthales; Magnaporthaceae
Exons: 1
Coding region: 263-1195 (310 amino acids)
Source: RefSeq, a predicted model, not a curated record
GACGUCCUUUUUCCGGCGAGGAAAAAGACAUGAAUCGUAACAGAAAUCGCGAGCUGUGACCGUCAUAUAGGACUUCCACCUGUCGCCGGCCUUGGCCGCUGCAUUCCCGCGGGCGGCCUGAUAGAGACGGGCGGGUAUAAAACGCACCCUCUCCUCCUCUUGGACGUCUGGCAUUUCCCCCGUGGCGAUACAUGCUACCCAAGCCUCACCAGCAUCUCACUCGAUUCUCCUCCCUUCCAACCAGCCAGGAAAUAUCACCAUUAUGAAGGUCGCAAUCGCGGGCGUCGGCAACUUUGGCCGCUAUCUCCUCGAGGAGAUACCCAAGGAGGGCCACGAGCUAGUCGUGCUCACGCGCUCGCGCAAGCCCGACCUCGAAGCCCUGGGCGUCGAGCAGCGCGUCACCGACUACACGCCCGCGGGCCUCGCCGCGGGCCUCGCCGACGUCGACGUCGUCGUCGCCACCAUCCCGCCGACCGCGGGCCGCGCCUUCGUCGCGACCCACCUGGCGCUCCUCGACGCGUGCCGGCGGCCGGGCGCGCGCUGCCGCCGCCUGGUGGUGUCGCAUUGGGGCUCCAACCACGAGGACGUGCCGGACCAGCCGCUGGGCGCGGGCGCGCACAUGCAGGAGGUCGUCGACGCGCUAGCGGCGCAGCGCGAGGUCGAGUGGACCGCCGUCUCGUGCGGCUGGCUGGCAGACUACGUGCUGCCGCGGACCUCGCGCCACCUGGCCGACAUCGGGGAGGCGUGGCCGCAGGACCACGCGGCGCGCACCUUUACGCUGUACGGGCUGGGCGGCGCCGCCGUGGACGUGACGGCGGCGCGCGACGCGGCGCGCGCGACGGCGCGGCUGGUGACGGCCGCGGCGGAGGGGGUGGCGUGGGAGAAGUGGGUGUACGUGUCGGGCGAGCGGACGACGUGGCGCGGGCUGUGGGGGUUCGUGAAGGGGAGGGAGCCGGACUACAUGCUGAAGAAGAGGUCGCUGGCGCAGUCGGUCGAGCAGUACAAGGCGGCCGCUGCCGAGGACGACCCGAGUGGGAUCGUGGCCGCGUUCGAGCUCAUCGGCCACAGCGAGGCGCUGGAGAUGCCGGCCGACAAGGUGGCGGCGCACAGGGAGAAGUACUUUGCGGGCAUCAAGUUCAGGACGCUGGCUGAGCUGGCGGACGAGGCAAAGGCGAAGCCAGGAACUAUCGUUUGAUUGAUGGAGGUAUACAAUAAGCAAGGAGCAGGUUUGACCUUUUUUGCUGUAGAAACGGAUGCACCCGGGCCGAUCCUUAAAAAACUAGGUACCUACCAGGUAGGUAGGUGUGCAUAAGAUCCCAGAAAGCUAGAGAUAUGAAAUAAACCCACAUUAUAGGAGA